Oikopleura dioica is the source of this 327-nucleotide messenger RNA. Lineage: Eukaryota; Metazoa; Chordata; Appendicularia; Copelata; Oikopleuridae. The record is from the annotation of a GenBank genome assembly.
AUGCCACCCAAGCCAGUCGAAAGUCCAGAUGGAAUUAUCAGCCCUAUCGGGACUCUUGUCGAAAAGAAAAAGAAAACAAUCGUCAAAUUUGAACCUGCGCUCAUUGGGAAGAUGGAAUCAAAGGAAAAAGAUUCUGGCGCUGCUAAAUUCAAAAUUGUGAACUCUGGUCCCAUUGAAGCUGAAGUUACAUUUGCCAUGAAAAAAGGAGACUCCGUUUUUACACUUGAACCGUUCAACAUGAAUCUGGCGCCGUUUGAGAAGAAGAUUUUGACAAUAAAUGCUUUCCCGAAAUCUUCUGGAACUCAUGAUGACGCUCUUAUCGUCUGA